AUGACCGCUUUCAACCAUCAACACCAUCGCUGGGUAUAUGUCUGGGUGCCAUGGGCCGGGGCAUUCGUUUGGUGCGCCAUGCUCGUGGCCAUGAUCGCUGUUUACUACGCAGAGGGCGCCAACCCGUAUUCAUGGCAGACCUCGCGAGUACCCUACAUAUCUGACAUCGGCGCCUCUUUCCUUCAACCAUUGUUCAUCGCCGGAAGCACUAUCACCGCUGUGUGUUCUGUGGCCGUUCUCAUCAUCGAACGCCUCCUAUGGCCAACAGGAAUGUUGGACGCCGGCCUACGUCGCCGCGAGAAGCUUUUCUCCAAUCUUGCUAUCUUUGGCUCAGUCGUCAGCGGUCUUGGGCUCAUUCUUCUCAGUUGCUUCAACGAUCACUUCUUUAGUCCGGAACACUACUCCUUCCUGGGCGUGUUCCUCUUUGGCGUCAUACUAAGCUCAAUUGUCAUCACUAUCAAGUAUCGCUGGCUGAGCCACAGCUGUCCAGAUCGCAGACUGCGGAUGGCGUAUUUCAUCAAGGCCACUAUUACGACCGUCCUCAUCAUCCUAGCCAUAGUGUAUGCUGCUUGCUAUGGGACCGCCUCCAACGUCGCGGGUAUUCUCGAGUGGGUACUUGCCUUUGGGUUCACAUUCUACCUUCUGAGCUUCGCUUACGACCUACGCCUACUCAACAACGGGGAAGCUUCCGACUCUGAUUUACCCAGCGGUAUCGAGAAACUCGAGGCAGAUGAGAGCUCGUCUGGCUUGACUAUACAGCAUGCAUGA
Molecule: messenger RNA, 768 nt
Organism: Peniophora sp. CBMAI 1063
Lineage: Eukaryota; Fungi; Basidiomycota; Agaricomycetes; Russulales; Peniophoraceae
Source: the annotation of a GenBank genome assembly